UAACAAAAUUACAAAGUGCUUUACAAUAAUAGUGAACGCCUUUGUCAAACACUUCCCAACUUAUCUUAGAACUGUAAAAACAAAAAAUGGUUUUCUGAUUGUGUCACUAAAUAACGCACCUUGAGACUUCGCCGGGAUCUGAACACACCCUGCCGUUUCUGCUGUGGGAGGAGGGUGUCUGACAAGGAGGGGUUCAAAUUCGAUUAGGACGGCCCCUAAAAGUUCUUAUACAGAGGAAGAGAAAGGAAGACGGCGGCAGCGGCUCCGUUCAGCAGCCCUACUGAUGUUUAUCCAUGAAUAAAACAAGCCAUGCCUUGUGUGGACAAGUCGUUCCUGUUGCUUACAGGUGUAGUAGUGUUUUAUUUCAUCUAUCUGCUGUUCGGAGGCCUGGUUUUCUCCAUCAUCGAGCGGCCUGUGGAGGAUCAGCUGCGACGGGACAUGGAAGCCCUGAUACAGGACUUUUUGAACCAGAGCUGCGUCAACCAAACGUCCCUCGAACACUUUCUGGUCAAAGUGAUGAAGGCCAAUGCGUACGGCGUCUCCGUCCUCGGCAACUCCUCCCCCACUUCGAACUGGGGCUUGGCAUCCUCCAUGUUCUUCGCCAACACUCUGGUCACCACUAUCGGUUACGGACACAGCACUCCUCUGUCUGACGGUGGGAAGGCCUUCUCCAUCUUCUACGCCCUGCUUGGAGUCCCCUUCACCAUGCUGGUGCUAGCCAUCUGCGUCCAGAGGCUCAUGUACCCUCUGGUCCUCACUCCAGUCAGCCUCCUGCAGCGUUCAGGCUUGGAUCCUCGGCCGGCCACUGUCGUCCACUUCCUGCUGCUGCUGGUUCUGGCGGUGCUGUUCUUCUUCAUGAUUCCAGCUGCUAUAUUCAGCACAUUGGAAGAAUCCUGGUCAUUCCUGGACGGCAUCUACUUCUGUUUCAUCUCACUGUGCACCAUUGGACUUGGGGAUUUCAUUGCAGGGUCGCAGGAAAACCAGAAGGAAAGAAAUCUGUAUCAGAUCUCUGUCAUGAUCUACCUGUUCGUCGGUCUGAUGACGAUGUGCCUCCUGCUACGCGUCUUCCACAGAAUGGCCGACCUGCACGGCCUGACCACCUUUCUCCAGCUGCCACACAGUGAGGGGUCUGACGAGGACAUGGACCCCAUCGUGGAGAACGAACAAGAAGACCAGGACCCCUCCCACCUGACAGACAAAGCUGCCAACAGGCCCCUGGACCCGGGAUCACAGCAGUCAUACAACAGCAUCAACAAAGGCUGAGCUGAGGGCAGGCACAGAGACUGAAGUUCUACCUCUGGUGAUCCUGAAGUCUUGAACCAGUGAUAAACCCAGACUGGUGGGCUGAAUCUGAAUUUUUGUCUUAACUUUUCAUUUUGUUGACCCUAUUCUCUGUUUAAACACAAGAAGAGAAAGCACAAUAUGCAUGAGGAGUUGAGAUGAGAGUUUUGAGAUUCAGCUUUUGUGAGUUGAGCAGUUUGUGAGUGGUUAUUACACCACUUUCUGCACAUAUGACAGGACUAUCCUAACUUGACUACAGCAACCCUGCUAGGACAAAAACCACAGAUGUACCUUUUCCUCAAAACAGGUGUAAGUGCAGCAUGUUUGCUGCGCAGGCUCAGCUGGGUUGCACCUGAAGGCUCGAACCGAAAACCGGUGAUACUUGGUUUUCUGUUUUCACAUUUGUCUUGCAGAAUGUUUGUCUUGCUUUUUGUGCCACAGGUUUGGGUUGCUUGUUCAGGACUACUAGAUGUUGUCUUUUAUAUAACUUAGUGCCAGACACAGUUUGUGAAGGUGCUUACCCUUUCAACUUUACAAAAAUCUUCCACCUUUUAAACGUAUGUUUUUAUUUGGAUGCAUGUCAUGACCAAACACUUCAAACUAUUGACCAAAACAUCCAGUCAUAUUUAUAGUCCUCAGGCUGCUCGUUUAAUUGGCUUGUAGGAUGUUUGCUUACUUUUGCACCACUAAUACAUUUUUACCUGCAUGAACUAUCACAAAUGCAAUGAAAAGACAAACUUCCUCAAGUAAAGGUCAAAUAUGAAUCUACGCUGAACAUUUGAAAUAUGUGGACAUUCAUUCAUUCACUUUUUUAUUUGAUCAGAUUUCCUGUAUUUUUGUUCUUUGUCUCAACACUGCUAACCUCAAUGGUGCUGCCCCCUGGUGUCUCCAUGUAUGAAGUGCAACAUGUAACUACACCUCCCUAAAAGUGUUUCACUGUGGUGACUGACGGCAGAUUAAUCUCAACAGAAAACCAAAUGUUGCUUGUCAAACACGACCUGAUCUCUUUGAUUUAGUGACUGGAUUUUAUCUGUCAGCAGUAGUGAACAUUUGAAAUGCACUUUAAUGUUCCCAACGGUUCUUUUUGUUUCAUCAAAAUUGCAGCUGAAUGAGGUGGCUAGGAUCACCUUAUAAAAAUAAGGUCUCUCUCUCUGUUUGUUUGUAUGUAUGUUGUUGUAGUUUAGUAAUAUUAGUUUAACGUGUAUUCAAAUUUGGACAGUUGUAAUUUUAAAAAAAUAAAAGUUUUCCUUGUUUUAUGUCCUCAUGUUUGUUCUCAUAGGCGUCUUCCUCGUCUUGUCCAAAAGUGAAAUUUGUAUGUGUAGCUUUGAUUUUUUUAUAUUAAGAACUGUGAAAUGUACUUGACAGACUUGUAGUAUAUGAGUUUAUGGAAGCUACAUAACAACCAGUAAGCACUGGUUAAGCCACUUAAGAAAUAAAGCGGGUUAUCAGGUGGUUCUAAAGCCUAAAAUAAAGUUCCUGAGAACAUUCUUGUUCCAUUUAGAUUUAAACAACAUGAGACAAAAUGGGUGCUUUUGUUUGUUUUUAGUGUGAUGUCACAAUGGGCAAUCUGGUAUGAUAACAGGAUUGUCUUUUUUGUUAAACUGUGAACAUUUCUAGAUGACUGAAUCAGAUGUGACUAUGACAACGCACAAAUAACCGACAUUAUCUUUUAUUAGAGUGGUAGAGUGGCCUUGAGGGGGAGGAACCGAAACUGUUCUGGUUGGAGACAUUUACACUUGCUCACAUCACAUGCUUUAAUGCUCAAGUCCGAUCUCUUCAUAGGAUCUGAUCUCUUUGUUGAUGCUUCGCAUCCGGUUCCAACAUGAACAGCGCUGAGCUCCUGUCACACAUGUGCAGAUUCAACUGAAAGGUGAGUCCUGUGCCGCAACAGUAACAACGUAAUUCGUGUGACAGUCAAAUUGCACAAUUCCCUGAAAAACUGCUCGGUUGCGAUGUUCCAGGUUGGCCUGAUCAGAAGCUUCUCCAUAAAUGUCCAGCACAUGAAAUGUCCUGGUCUCUCCACUGACCCCGUCACUGUUGUUGCUCUCCUCCAUGUUUAUGUUACCACAGACCAGUACUUUAACUGAAAAUAGGCCAUUAUUAGCUUUUCACAUUUUAUUAAAAAUACAGGUAAACAGACAUUUGCCUUCUUUAAAAAAAAAAAAAAGUCUAAAUACACUAUCUGGGCAUUCUGUAUAAACAUAACUGUUAAAAUAUAUGUGGAGAAAACACAAGUAAAUAAAAUAACUGCCAUGACAGAAUAUUAAUAUAUCAUUAGUGAAUUGUCAAAUGCUGUAUGACAUUAAAUUACUCAUCUUGUUAACAAAAUAUGCUCUUUAUAAAUAGUUUGUUACUGCAGCCCAGGUAUUCAGAAAGGAACCUUGAUCCAUAAACAGGAUAUAAAUGUACAAACCCUGACAAACAGGCAUCAUGUGCAUCUCUUAAUUUAUGUCAGCAUUUCUCCUGUCAUGCAUUUCUGCGGUGCUGACUCAAACGCUCAGUCCAGCUGCUUCGUUUACAGCUAAAACACACGUCCUACAUUUCACUUUUAAACACACACCACAAGCUCUGUGACUGAAACUCAGAAAUGCAUAUUAACAAAAGUGCAAUACUUCAUUUUAAAUCAAGCAAAGGUGAAGAACAUUAUUGAAACAAACAGAACUGACCUACUGAGGAGCACAACUGUUCAGUGGGAAAGGCAAUAGCGUGAUUAGAGCACAACAGAUGCUGCCGUGGAGCAAUUGUGACAACUACUGUUUCUAUACUGUCACAUUCAAAUUCACUAGGGUGCUUCAUAUACAAUCACAGUACUGUAAAGGUUAUUUCAAUUAAAAUGCUAUCAAAUGACCUGAAAUACUGAGCUACACUGUGCAUGUAGCUGCUACAUAAAAAGCACAUGUCACUGUGUGUUUCCUGAGCUGCACUCAAACUUUGUCUCUGACAGGAAACAGCUUUUAGUUUCACUCUUUUCAGCCUUCAGAUGGUUGAGAGGUAUCAGGAGCUGUGCUUCCCCCCCCCACUGAGAAAUAUUCAGCAUGAAGUGGCUUUAUUCAUGAAAUAUAACUGUACUGUACCUCUAAUCACUGGUUAAUGAAA
Messenger RNA from Monopterus albus (swamp eel), 4377 nucleotides. RefSeq names its product potassium channel, subfamily K, member 6 (gene kcnk6). Lineage: Eukaryota; Metazoa; Chordata; Actinopteri; Synbranchiformes; Synbranchidae. Gene Ontology annotation, biological process: potassium ion transmembrane transport; stabilization of membrane potential. Bases 310 to 1263 code for a protein of 317 amino acids. The transcript has 3 exons. Gene Ontology annotation, cellular component: plasma membrane. The record is from RefSeq and is a predicted model, not a curated record. Gene Ontology annotation, molecular function: potassium ion leak channel activity; outward rectifier potassium channel activity.